AUGGCGACUGCCUCCAUGAAGCUCUCCCUCACCUUCGUCCUCCUCCUCUCCGCGCUCGUCGUGUCCGGCGAGAUGGGAGGAGUCAUGGCGGCGGACUGCUCGACGGUCCGGUGCAUCCAGGGCGGGUACAUCACCUGCGACAACUACCCGUACCAGAAGCUGGACGGGUGCGCCUGCGUCUGCGCGCCCAAGAACGGCCGGAACUGCGUGCUCCACCUCCAGUCCGGCUCCACUUACAACUGCAGCGACAAGAAGAAGAAGAAGGAAUAG
Molecule: messenger RNA, 270 nt
Organism: Miscanthus lutarioriparius
Lineage: Eukaryota; Viridiplantae; Streptophyta; Magnoliopsida; Poales; Poaceae
Source: the annotation of a GenBank genome assembly